CUUCUGAUCAGCCACCAGCGGAUCCACACAGGGGAGAGGCCCUAUGAGUGUCCCCAGUGUCAGAAGAGGUUUCAGACCAGCUCCAAUCUCCUCCAGCACCAGCAGAUUCACACAGAGGAGAGGCCCUUCCGCUGCCCUGAGUGCGGGAAGGGCUUCAAGCACAAUUCCCACCUCAUCAGGCACCGGCGCAUCCACACUGGGGAGAGGCCCUACGAAUGUGGGGAAUGUGGGAUGAGCUUCAGCCAGAGCUCCCACCUGAUCAGCCACCAGAGGAUCCACACCGGGGAACGGCCCUACCAGUGUGAGCAGUGCGGGAAGAGCUUCAGCCAGCGCUCCCACUUGAUCCGCCACCAGAAGAUCCACGCUGAGGAAAGGCCAUACAAGUGUGGGGAAUGUGGGAAGGGCUUCAACCAGAGGUCCCAGCUGAUCAUCCACCAUAUGAUCCACACUGGGGAGAGGCCCUACGAGUGUCCUGAAUGUGGGAUGAGGUUUCAGACCAGUUCCACUCUCUUACGCCACCAGCGGAUUCACACAGAGGAGAGGCCCUUCCGCUGCCCUGACUGCGGGAAGGGCUUCAAGCGCAACUCCCACCUCAUCAGGCACUGGCGCAUCCACACUGGGGAGAGGCCCUACGAGUGUCCCCAGUGUGGGAAGAGCUUCUCAGACAGCUCUCACUUGACGAAACACCAACGGAGGCACCGGUAA
Molecule: messenger RNA, 705 nt
Organism: Hirundo rustica (Barn swallow)
Lineage: Eukaryota; Metazoa; Chordata; Aves; Passeriformes; Hirundinidae
Product: zinc finger protein 154-like
Exons: 1
Biological process (GO): regulation of transcription by RNA polymerase II
Cellular component (GO): nucleus
Molecular function (GO): RNA polymerase II cis-regulatory region sequence-specific DNA binding; DNA-binding transcription activator activity, RNA polymerase II-specific
Source: RefSeq, a predicted model, not a curated record